This is a messenger RNA of Columba livia (rock pigeon), 25342 nucleotides long. It is a transcript of the gene NEGR1, whose product is annotated as neuronal growth regulator 1. The transcript has 8 exons. The record is from RefSeq and is a predicted model, not a curated record. The coding region runs from base 268 to 1368 and encodes 366 amino acids. Lineage: Eukaryota; Metazoa; Chordata; Aves; Columbiformes; Columbidae.
GCCCCGCGCAUCCCUCCGCCGCCGGGCCGGUUGCCAGGGCGACGGCUGCGUGGCAACGGAGCUGGCAGCGGGGACCGCCCGCCGCCGCGCCGAGCGGCCGCGCUGCCCUCCCCUCCGCUCUCCUCUCCCCGCGAUAGAUGCUCCGGCGGCCGCCCGGGAGCAGCCGCGCUCCGUACUCGCCCACAGACCGCGGCCACCAGCCGGGAGCCUCCGCCGUCUCUACCGGGCCGGCUCCGGGCCCAGGGGGGACAGCAAGGCGGAGCGGAGAUGGUGCCGCUGGUGCGGGGCGCCGGGGGCUCCCACCAGUGGCUGGCGAUCGUUUUCCUCGGCCUUUGCUGUUUGCUGCCCCCCGGGAGAUUCGCCGCUCCGGGUGGGGACUACCCCGGGUCAUCUGUGGACAAUUUGGUGGUCAGGAAAGGGGACACGGCGGUGCUUAGGUGUUACUUGGAAGAUGGAGCUUCAAAAGGCGCCUGGCUGAAUCGGUCGAGUAUUAUUUUUGCUGGAAGCGAUAAGUGGUCAGUAGAUCCUCGAGUUUCGAUCGCAACAGCAAACAGAAGAGAAUACAGCCUGCAGAUCCAGGACGUGGAUGUGACGGAUGAUGGUCCCUACACCUGCUCUGUGCAGACCCAGCACACCCCCAGAACCAUGCAGGUGCACUUAACCGUACAUGUUUCCCCCAAGAUAUUCCGCAUUUCGGGUGACAUCGUUGUCAAUGAGGGCAGCAACGUGACACUGGUGUGCCUGGCCACAGGGAAGCCUGAGCCGUCCAUCUCCUGGAGACACAUCUCCCCAUCCGCAAAGCCCUUUGAGAGCGGACAGUACCUGGACAUCUAUGGAAUUACAAGAGACCAGGCUGGGGAAUAUGAAUGCAGUGCAGAAAAUGAUGUCUCAGUCCCAGACGUGAAAAAAGUAAAAGUCACAGUAAACUUUGCUCCCACAAUUCAGGAACUUAAGUCCAGCGGUGUGGUGCUUGGAGGGAACGGACUGAUUCGGUGCGAAGGUGCAGGAGUUCCUGCCCCGGUCUUUGAGUGGUACAAAGGAGAGAGGAAACUGAUCAAUGGUCAACAAGGAAUUACUAUUAAAAAUUAUAGUACAAGAUCACUUCUUACUGUUACCAAUGUGACAGAAGAACAUUUUGGCAACUAUACAUGUGUCGCUGCCAACAAGCUAGGGACGACCAAUGCCAGCCUGCCUCUCAACCAAAUUAUUGAGCCUACUACCUCUAGUCCUGUCUCGAGCCCAGCUCCCAGUACAGCCCAGUACGGGAUCACGGGUGACGCCGAAGUCCUGUUCUCCUGCUGGUACCUUGUGCUGACACUGUCCUCCCUCACCAGCAUAUUCUACCUGAAGAACAUCAUUCUGCACUAAAUGUAAAGACCCAUAAAAGGCUUUUAAGGAUUCUCUGAAAGUGCUGAUGACUGGAUCCAAUCUGGUAGAGUUUGUUAAAAGCAGCGUGGGAUAUAAUCAGCAGUGCUUACGUGGGGAUGAUCGCCUUCUGUAGAGUUGCUCAUUAUGUAAAUACUUUAAUUCUACUCCUUUUUUUUUGAUUAGCUGCAUUACCUUGUGAAGCAGUACACAUUGUCCUUUUUUAAGACGUGAAAGCUCUGAAAUUACUUUUAGAGGAUAUUAAUUGUGAUUUCAUGUUUGUAAUCUACAAGUUUUCAAAAGCAUUCAGUCAUGGUCUGCUGAGUUGCAGACCAUAGUUUACAAAAAAAAAUAUUGCAGUAAAGUGUGCUUCUUUAAGGCUGCAAUACAAAUAUUCAGUUCCCUUCUUAAACAGCAUUCUAUCUGCAUUUACACAGAAACAUUUUUCUUUUUUGAUAAAAAAAAAUCAAAUAAUAUUGCCUUCAAAAUAUUUCUUCAAAAUAUUACACAUAUCUAGAAUUUCUUCUAGCAUGAUAUUCAGGUUUCAAGAAUGAGCCUUGUAUUAUAACUGCAUUGUGCAGGACUGCUUUCUGUUUCCUUUUUCUUGCAAACUCAGCAUGGGUGUGCCUUCAUAAAACACAACUUUCCUGCUCCUUCCCAGCAAAUCCGGAAUGUGUUUCGGGAAAUGCUAAAGCAUCCUUUAGAGCGUUAGAAAUCUCCAGUCGAGGAGCAAAGUGCUGUUGGCUAAAAGGAAAAACUCCCAUCUUCAGGGGACAGGGUAACACCAAUGCCUUCUGAUGUAUCCAUCUCCCACCACUAACCAGUUGGCAAUCUCUGUGAAAAAUAGUUUUCCCAUCACAAAACAGAACACAAGUUAUUUUGAGACAUCUUUUGAAUGUAAGAAACUUUCCCUUAUACUAAAUCUAAAUUCCUAAAUGGCUGUAAAUGUGAGAAGCUGAAUAGUCCCUUUUGUAUUACUGGCAAAAAUUAUGUGAAUUGGUAUUUUUCUUGCACUUAAUUUUGUACUGGUUUGGCUAAUAUAGCAAUGAGAAAGAUUGCUUUUAAAUAUUAGAUAUCUGAAAAUACAUGAAGUAUCAAGCAAAAUUUUAUAUAUAUACGUAUAUAUAAAAAAUACAUGUAUAUAUAUAUUAAAAUGAGGUUGCUCCAAUAACUGUACUGCAGUGCAUGUUGCCAUCCAUGAUAGAAUCACCUUCACAGACAGGACUCGAUUACCGAUGUACUAAUACCUUACUACAGCACUUAGGUCCUCACCUUUGACUUCCUAGGACCACAGCCCAUCAGGAUAACACUCUUCUUUCACUCAGUAAAAGGUUAAAUUCCAAACCAGCAUCUAACAGUACUAACUUUGGUUUUACCCAGCCCCGGCCAGCAUUAACACAAGAGGUUGCUCAGCGUUGCCAGCUGAAUUUCCAAGGGCCGUCGGUGGGAGUCACUGAGACACAGCCAUGGCCAAGCCCUUGACCUCAGCAUCUCCCGGUGAUCCCCAGAGAUGCUGAUGCACUUACGCAACUACUGAUGACAAGAAUAAAACCAUUAUUGGCAUUAUUAUUCCCCUGUUUUGUGUAUGAACUCCAAUAGGCAGCACAAUUAUUACAGUACAGCUUUUUCCUCCGAGCAGCAGGUUUUGCAGCCAGCGAUACCAGAUGAGCUCUGUGCACACUCGGCAGUUCCAAAUUCAGAGUACAGGGACCCCAGGUUCUGAAAAGGCAGGUUUGAGGUUUCCCAAUCUCCAUAGAUACCAUCCCAUGCUACUGUGUAGAGAGAACACGCCGUGAACUGUUGUAGCUACUGACGAAGUGUAUAAACAGAAAUAUGGUGACUCCAAAACAUGCCAAUGAAAUGUCCUGGGUCACUCUGCAUAUGUUCAGUGAUAAUGAACUAUUUCUAUCUUGUUAUUUACAGCUGUGUACUAAGUAGUUGCUGCUUUCAGAAAUGUGGUAUUCUUUAAAACCUAGAAUAACAUGACAAAAUUCAUUUUUUAAGGAAAUAGUAUAAACCCAAUUCAAAUUACACUAUACACAGUCCUGAUAUCCUGAUCUCUCUUGUAUUGCAGCUUUAAAGUGCUAUAUUUUAGAAUCCAUUCACUAGAAACAGUGGUGCUGCAGAAAGUAUCACGUCAGUGCAGUUUUAUGGAGAAAGAAAAAAGGGUUUGCAUAGCCCAACUCAUACACCUUGUCUCACAGAAAACUGAGAGAGGUUCCUAUUCUGUGGCUGGAUCAAAUUCUAUAUUUCAAUGAUAAGUUUAAUUUCAGUGACUCCUGAUAUCUGGAUCCUGAUAUUUCCAGCAGCAGAAUAGAAUGAACAGCAGCUUUACUGAGUAUGAAAACAAUGUAUGUAAUUAAGUAUUGACUGUUUACAUUCAUAUCAGGCAGAGCUGCUGGAUAACAUGGAUGAGACAUUCAGCCCCAUCUCUGAAUUUUCACUUAAAUUUGGGGGAAUAAUUACUAUUGUCAAGCCAAAAAAAAAAAAAAAAGAAAAUACAAACCCCACUGAUAUUUCUGGGUGCCAAUGGUGUUUUCUGAGGCAAAAUAGGUAUUUAAGGGUGGGUCAGCCUGUGUGUUUGGCAGCGCGAGGGGUGUGUGUGUGCCGGGUGCUGUGCCGGUGAGUGGGAAAGGGUGAUGGGGACACCCUCCUCAGUCCCCAAAGAGCUUUAGGCACUGAUUAAUUCAACAGACAUAGUACCUAGAGCCAAACCACUUGAAUUUUUGCAGGAUCGGAGCUGUAGGCGGUGUUGAUCAAAUAAAGAAACUUGGUUCUUGGUGAAACUGUUCCACACAGUAAACUGGUAAUUGUCCAGAUUUAUUGGGACUUAUCGGGAUGUUCUUCCAAAGGGGACAGUGCACACGACGUUUUACCAGAUCUACCCACCCUUUAAUUUGUGGGUCAUAUUUACUUUAGGCAACUGUUUGAAGGUAUGUUCGCUGCUGCUUCAAAGGAUUAACCCAUAUCGUUCAUAUCUGUCGGGCAAAUAUUAUUAUAUUUAUUCCCACCUUUCAAACGUGAAAAAUAAAUGGCUUAGCUCCGAGCAGUAUAACUGAAUAUUUAUAUCCAGAUUGUCGUCCACAUUGGAAACCCCAAAGACUGUAACACCGUAAGUUCCUCCUUGUGCAAUAGCUCAGGUCUGCAAUGACCAUUGCACCAGUGGCGGGCACAGAAGCAACAAUGCUCUAAUUAUAAUGACACUGAUCAUUCUAUUAUGCUAAUACUGAAUUAAAGGAUGUCUCACAACCCCUUGAACAAAUGCAGUUUCUCAAGGGUUUAUAACUUGGCAGGAAAUGUAUCCAUCAUAGCCAGACAGCUUUUCAGCUUUUCUUAAACUUUUCAAUAGAUACUUUUUUAGAAACUCUGCUGGUUUUAAGCUACAGGAGUGUCAAAAUCAUCAUCGGUAAAAGCUGCCUUUUUGCACGUUUUCAGAGCUAGUGUCCUAGACAAACAAUGGUAAAUGUUACGCCUACCAAAAUCUCCACUUAGCGACAUGACUGUGUUCAAAAGAAUGUGUAAACCAAAAUAUGUAUUUUCAUGGAUAAACAAAUUGCCUUAAAAACUAAAUAUGCAUUUACUUCUAAGAUUGGAUCAGACUUGUGCCCAGUCUGGAGGUAAAUAAUCCAUAUUUCAUAGGCUGCCAUGGAAGGUUUUAUUUCUUUGGAAAAAAUAAAAAGAAAAAAAUAGCAGUUUCUUUUAAAAUCAUCUUAAAUAAUGUAAAAAUUCUUGCGUAAACAGACAGAUGUGAGGAAGUAUACAGCAAGGAUCAAUUUUAGUGUGAUACUUUGGCAGUGGCAAAGUGUCGCCUGGCUCAUGGGGUUUGCUGGGGGGGCGGCCAAUGGCUCCUCCGUCCCCAUCCUGUCCCAUGUCCCUGGGUCUGUGCCCUGGGUGCCCCCUCCUCCCUGGCCAUGCCACAGCUUGCAAGACAAACCUCUUUAAAACAAGAAAAUAGCAGUGGGGAAAGAAAAUAAAUUUAAAAUUCUCCAUUCAGCCUUAAUAUUGAGAGCAGAUAAAUCAGCAUUGCCAUCGAAGGGAGAAAUUUACCCUCAGUUUCCCUGACCCAGCUGUUGCAUGUACCGGGAUGCUGCAAACAUGCUUAGUUUGGGCUGGCUCUAGUUUUUGGUCCCAUUUUACAAUUCUUUGCUGGGCUUUGAGGGCAAGGGAGGGAAUUUACUGCAUGACCAGAAAAGUUCAUAAUUGAAACCAGCUGGGUGAACAGCACGAGGGUCUCAGGAUGGUUUGGAAGGGACUCUGUGCAUCCUGCUCCAAAACUUCUGCACCAGCAAGGGGGGAGAUUCUUAACAGGGCACCCUCAGUGCUGAGCUCAGACCUGUCUGCCCCCAUCACUUCAAGCCUAUUUCACAAAGAGCUCAAAGGUUCCUUUACAUUAGAAAAGGGUUUGCUGUCAUUUAUGUCACCAGCCAUCGCGGUGAUGGGGGAAAUCCAGGGAGGACUUUUCCUUCUCUCGCACUCCAGGCUCGGUUCUCCCACGUGAUGAACUUUGAUCCCAGCCCCAGCCAGCAAUGACAAAUAAUGCAGCUGAAAGUCCACAGCCCGUGGGACAGGAGGAAAGCAGGGAAACCUUAGCGCCCAUUAGCAGAAUAAAUUGCAUUUCUGCAGUGAUUCCACAUUCAAAACAGAGGGAGGAGGACAGGGCACAGUGCUGCUCCAGCCACAGGAGUUUCCCCUCUUAUCUGCCAAAUAUGAAAGUACUCAUUAUUCCUCCACUAGCUUUUUUUUUUAUGCUGCCAGAUAAAAAAUGCCUGUAAUGAUGAUAUAUGUUAUAUUUGGUAUCUAGAGGGUGAAAUCUGUUCUUUCCUAAUGCACAUCCAUCCUUCUCUUUAUUAUUUUUCAGCCAAAACCAAAACACAAUUCGCACAUUAGAAGAUGCGAUUUAUGUGCAAUAACAUCAGCUUUUCCACUUAUCAAAACCAUUAUAGUCGUAAGCACACAACUCCCAUUAACCUCAACGACAGCAACUUAAAUGUGAACCACAAGUGAGAAUAAACCUUAAAGAUGCGACUGAGCAGCAGCAGCCUUGUUUGCUCAGUGUCUAACAGGGAGAUGGCAGGGCCAUUCCUCCCCUCCCCUUGCCUUUCUUUUCUUUUUUUCUUACAUGAAAAUAGGUUUUCCUCUUCUUCAGGGUGGUUAAUUUAGGCUGGGAGGUGCAGCCAUGUAGAUGUGCUCAAUGUUUUUGACGCAUCGCUCCAGGUAGUGAUGCUGAGGUGCGGCACCCGGAGCGCAGCUGCUCCCACGUCACCCCAGCAAGACGGGUUCUUGCAGGAAUUUUGGUUCUGCUGAAGCUGCGGGAGGUCAUGGGCUUCAUUAAGCUACAAAAGCUUUAAAAUGUUCAAGGAACUGAUUUUCCUCUUUCAUUUAAGUGAAUUGCUAAAAGCACUGGGUUGUUCUUUCAUGGAACUUUGAAUUCACUGUUUUCUUCAUUAACCUUGACCUUUUUGCAUUUAUUAUGAUAAGGAAAAAAAGAAAACACAAUCCAAAAAACAAAAAAAAGCCCACAUAACAGUUAACUUUGCAGUAAGCUACUGCAAAUUCACUUCCCCCAAGUCUUUAAAAACAGAGAACCUUGGUGUCUGGGACAAGAGAGCAAAAGAUCUCAUUUGCCACUCAUUUCUAAAAGAGGCUUUAAUGUUUAUUUGCCAAAAAUUAUGAAUCAUAAGUCCCUAUAAAUAAUUUCUAAAUUACUUUUAGCAAGCUAGGUGCAUGUAAAGCUAUGUGCAGAAAGACAGAUGGAGCGAUGGCUGGGACACCUUUCCAGGAGCUGCUCCCCAGAGCCGCUGAGCUGGGCCAGGCAGUGGCUCCCGAGUUGCUCCCAAGCAGCGGGAAAACAAGCCAGCAAGGCACUGUGUGGGGUGUGAGGCAGUUCAGAGCUAAAUUAAACAACGGGCUUGACACAGGCUUUGGAAGUUUAGGUCUGAGGUAUUUGCAUCAAUCUCUUGAAGCCACUGCAGACACAGUUUGUGCUUGAGCCACUGGUGAGCAACAAGCCCAAUGCAGGAAAAUGGCAAUUCCAUCCACCCUGCCCCAGGUAUCCCUGGAAAAUCAAACAAGGAGCAUCCUGCUCUGCUGCUCGUGCACUUUCUAGCCUCAUGAGGGUAUUUUUUUGCUAUUAAUUGAAUUGCAAGGCUGGCAAACUGCGCUGCCCCCACCGGCAUAAGCGAUGCUCUUGGGAGGGAGGAGAUGCUCAGAGUGCAGUUUCUGCUCCACUCCUGGCAGAGGCUGCUCUCCCCAGCAUCAGAACACACAGCACCGCCUUCCCUCCCCUGGGGCUGUCCCUGUCCCCACUUCCUGGUCCCCUCUCCCCAGUGGGGCUGCAGGAGAAGGCAGGGCUGUGGGGGGAGGCUGCAGCUCUCAGCCUGAGCUCCUCACCCAUCAGAUGGACCUUAAAAAACCAUCAGACAGACAGCUAGGCUGACAAGAUGAGGUGUUCUGCCUGGUGUGCUCAGGUCCAAGCUCCCAUCUUCUUCUCUAACAGGGCUCCAAUUUCAACUCAAACAACACUGAAAGCUCCAUAAUGUUUUUUCCAUCUAAGCAAAACUUUACUCCCCAAGCUGGACUUGUACGUGCUGCCACCCUCAAGCAUGGGGUUCGGUGACAGUCCUGUCCAGACAUAGCCUUGCACAGAGCAGCAGAACAGGAGUGUCUGCACGUUGCUUUGUCUCCCUUGCUGACGAGCCAUGUAGUGGAAAAGAUACCUGAGUUUUUACGGUAUAUUCAUUUCUGUCAUGGGAGUUUCAAUAAGUGUCUCGCUCUUUGUUUCAGUGCCUUAAGCACCUUUUUGCAAAAGGCCAAAACACGAGAGAGUACAUUUAAAAAAUUAAUUUCCCAAAGUUAAUCACCCUUAGUAAGUCGACUCUCCAGCACAGUUACUCCCAUGUCAGAUGUAGCACCGGAUCCUCGGGAACCGAGACGGCAGCAGCACCCGUUGAGAGGCACUGAUGAGUGCUUCUGCCUGAAGAUUUUAGAUAAAGCACUUAGUUCUUCUGAAAAAAAAAAUCAGCUAAGGGCUUUGACCUUAUAUUUGAAUAUAGAAUUAGCACUCUGGUAAAGGUUAAUGAACAGAAGAGGGGAGUAGAGAAUUUUUGAGUGAAAUACUUCUGAACUGGAUUUAGACACGUGCACAUCUCUGGGCAGGUCUGCUGCUGCACAUGGAGCCGGUUCUCUCGGCCCGGGCACUGUGGCCACCAGGAAAACCUGGUCAGAAAAGGGGAGGGUGAGAAGGAGAGUUUGCUGAUGCUUGGCGUGCAAAGCAAUGAGCUUGGCAUGCAAAGCCACUAACUUGGCAUGUAAAGCCCAUGAGCUUGGCAUGCAAAGCCCUGAACUAGGUGUGCAAAGCCAUAAGCUCUGUGUGGAAAGCCCUGAGCUUGGUGUGCAAAGCAGCACCGGUGAUGAGGUAUGAGGCUCAAGCAGCUCCAAGGCGAAAAGGCUGAAGCCUGUUCCCAGCACAGCAGGGCUUGCUCUGGUUUUCCUCUCGCACUUUUCUGACAAUCUGUGAUCUUGAUAUGUAUUUUUUUUCCUUGCUUCUUCACCUAGUUGAUGCUUGUGAAAAAUAAUUAUUUCACCAUAUGGUGAAAUGUGCGAUUAUCACUGUUAGACUCAUCAUCUCAGAUUGGCCCCUUCAUGAGCACCAACAAUCAGGGAUUGGGCCAGUUUGGGCAAAAACCAAACCAGCCUUCCCCCCCACUCCAACACUUUCUCAGUUUCUAAUUGCUGUCCUACUCAAUCAUGUCACCAUUGCUGUAAAUGGUAAAUAAUAAUGGUAAAUACUGGGGUGGAGUCUUAAAAUGAAUUGCAAGAAUUAGGGCUACUAUAAUUUUAUAAUCACUUUAAAUUAUUCUGUUCAUGACUUUAUCAUAAAAGCAUUUCACCUCUAUUUAAAGUUCACCCUUUGGAAGGGUCACUAAAAACAAAAGAACUAUAGGAAAAGAAACCCCUCACAGCGUCAUUUCUAUUUGUUAAAUGUAGAGAGACACCAUUUGAAUACAAAAGCCGAGCCUCCCGGAGGUAGCGAGCCAAAUCUGUGCAUAAUUACCCUUCUACUAUUCAAAAUAUUAUUAUUAAAAUAAGCCUCGGUUCAAAUUCCAGCACAGCUAUUGCAGCCUGAGUAGCAGACUUACAAAUAAUAGAUAUUUGGCGUAUGGCAGGACACGUUUGCAGUCCCUGUGUGCCCUGUCACGGGCAGAGUGGUGGGGACGUCCCCGCACCUGCUCUUUGCCACCAGGCCCAAGAGACACCGGGUUCUCUGCAAACACACAUCCCUUGGCAGAGGGAUCUUGUCACCACCCUGUGCGCAGAGGAGUGGGAGACAUCUCUCCAAGACACAGCACCCAACUCUAAGUCAAUAAUAUAUGCAAAUGCACUGAGCAAAGCACUCCCACAGAUGUUCUUAAUUAAAGCAACCUAACCCAAGCCCACAUAAAGUAAUAACCCCCCAAAAAUGCCUUCCCGCUCUCAUAUGUUCUGAGUCAUUGCUGCAGAAUACUACAGGAAUAUUAUUUUUAUAAGAGCAAACCAUUUGCUAAAUAAGCCACCUGUUAAAUAAACACUCCCACUCUCCAAAUAUUGUUAUUUUGUUUUCCAGACUAUGCACAAUCUGGAUUUAUUUUAGAUGAAAAAAGCUAAUCACUGAAGUAAAAAACCCCUAAAACCAGUAUUUUGACUAUUUGAGACGAUCCAUCUUGUGUGCACAUCUGCUCCUUUGCAAGCUGGCAGGUCUCUUACAUUAGAAGAGAAUCACAGUUACUUAUUCAGCCAGGAGCUAAUGAAUUUCCAUCAUCAGACCUCAGCAGCCUUCACUUUUUUAACUUCUUCAAGCCUUGAAUUGUUUUUAAUUCACCUGUCUUCAUAUUCUAAUAGCUGUAUCUUCUCAUAGGGACAAAUCUCAAGCCAAGAUUUUUUAGCAAAUUUGACACAGGAGCAAGUACAGAGUUUGGCUCAGGUUUUAUCUUACAAUCACUUUUUCCAUGCUGUAAAGGCCAAGUGGACCAUCAUACGACCUCAAGCCUUGUACACGAACAUCCUGCUGCACACACCAAACACACUCUGUUUAGGCUUUCAGAGCCCUCUUUCCCACCCAACACAGCCCCUGGAAAACACCUGAUUAGUUCUACAGGAUGGACAUCCCCUCAAAAAGUUUGUGAAUAAUGGUACAUUAUAUCAGACCCUUGGAAAUCCGACUGAUUGGCAGUAAAAGCUGGGCAGGUGAUCAUUUAAGUGCAUAAAAUGUGGCCAUAAAGAUGCACAGGCAUUAGGAAUUCGUAUAAAAUUGCAGGCAAAACUGGACAAAACCGCUUUUCAAAAUCAGCCCUAUUAUAUCCUGUUCCCUUUCACAGAAAGCCUUUGUGAUAAUAAUUUUACAUACUGCUAUUUUGCAUGUUCACACAUAUUUUCUUGCUCUUUGACACUUGGCACCCAGCAACUUGGCUCCAUCACCUUUAGCUGAUAUUUUUCCCAAGCCUUCUGAACAAGGGAGCAGCAAAAUCCUCCAUGCAAGUCUCAUACUCUGUCCUUAGAAAAUUCUGCAGAGCCUGUAUUACUCAUUUCACUUCACGUGCAGCUCACAAAUUAAUGGUGUCUGUUAAUUAGGCAUCUAAACCCCAAACCUGAAUCUAUGUUACUUUAACAACACUAAUGCAAAAAAGACAUUUUUAUUUGGAAAUAUUGCAAUGCCCAAACAUUGAUAUGAAAAAAAGAUGAAAGAGGUGCAUCCUUUUAAGAUGGCCCUUUCCUCACCUCUCCAUCUCAGCCUUUUCCAUAAAGAAAUCUAGGACUCAUUUUAUUCAGAGACUAGACUUCAAAUUUCUAUACUCAUGUCAGGGUAGUAUUAAAUAUUAAAGCAAGAUAUUAAAAUUUCAAAGAACCUAAAUUAAACCUGAGGUAUUCAAAAAUAAGUGUUCCUGAAUAUUUAAUACUAAAGAUUUCAUAAUUAACUUUAGAAAUCUCAUAUUAAGAAAAUGAGGAGCUGCCUAAAAAAAAAAACAUGUCCAUCGCAGUGACCUUCCAGACAGGGUUGGUGGGGGAUGCUCCAUGCCGACAGUGCCAUUCCCAUCCCAUUGCCCCCACCACCACGCAGUGCCUCCUCUGUCACAUGCCACCAACAACCGGGGCCCUCUUGGGUAAAAUUCAUUCAAUUUCUUUCCUCCUCAACCGUUUAAAGGAGUUUCUUGGGUGCUGUGACACCUCGGCGGCUUCCUGCAGAAACCUGGCCAGCCCUUGGUCUUCCCGCAGCGGGGACACCAAUGAUGUCACAACUGCCCUCUCCUGCAUGUGACAGACAGACUUGAGCACAGGACCAAAGGGGCCAUCGCUAAUUAGAACAGUUCACAAAUCUGAGAUUUAAGAUGUGUGAUGAGAGUUUUUUAUGGUUCUUUCAACUUCAAACGCACUAUUAAAACAGGCAUGGAUUUAUUAGGAAGAAGAAGCAAAAUGAACUUAAACUAAAUGGGGGAUUUUUUUGCCCCUGUGAGCAGGUUUUCCUCCAUUAUUCAUUAAGACAGGCUGACUUCUGAGAAGCAGGAACAGGGCUCUCCAGUUAGUGUCCCCCAAAGAGCUGCCAGUUGGACUUCUCUGCUUCCCACCACCAUAAAAUUGUUUGAAACUUGCCUAUCCACUAGCACUUAACAUCUGAUCCUAUAUGCAUACAAAGAUUUGGGAAAGCAGUCUGUACCAGCACAGGAUCUGACCCAACAUUUCGGUGUAAUUGGGGGGGCAGGGAGUAAGUUAAAAUGUGCUUUGUAGAGAUUUAAAGUGUUAUAUAAGCAUCAGAAUUUACUAUAGUAAUGACUGCAUCCCACAUGCAUUUUUAUAAAAGGAAAGUUGCUUUAAACUGAUGGUAUGCCAAAUGUUUAGGUCUCUCGGAGAAUCUGAGUGCAGCAUAUGAGGCUGGUGAUGUCCAGCACAGCUCAUCCCCAGCCUGAAGGCUCUAUGUACUGUCACAAGAUGCCAGCUGACAGGCUGUCUGUGUUAGGCUGGGGACUAAGCCUGAGCUACUGUUUAAAACUGCAGAACUAAUGGCACCCAAUUAGCAAUACUACUGGAGGAGGCUGCUCCCCAGUUUACGAGCACUGUGCUCAGCCUAUGGUGACAGACCAGUGUGAUCCUACAGCUGAAGCCUCUUGUAUCUGUGGAAACCAAAUAGAGAUGGGUGUAAAUAGAAUAUGAAAAGUUGAUGGCUGCCUUCAAUCACUGUGAAGAGGCUUAAAUGCCUUCCCAAAGUAGAACGUUGAUCUACAAUAACAGGCAGAAGAAAAAUAGCAGAUUCAAUGGUACAGACUGUAGUUUAACAUUCACAAGUUGUCUAAUCAAAGUAAACACACCCUUCUAUAUGUGCAUACAAAAGUCACUGAGGUAAUACGGUACAGGGAAAGAAAGUCACCAACUUUGUCAGUGGUGACACAAAAUAAUGAGCAGCCUCCAGACGUCAACCAGUAGGACUCUGAAAACUGAAAUAUUUUGCUGCAGCUCAGGGGACACCCGGGAGCAUCCUAAGGGCUGGGGACAGGUGAGCCCCUCUGCCUGCCAUGUGCCACCCAACAGUGCCUUGGGGACACAGCUGCCACCCCAGGCACCACUCCCAGGACUUCUUCAUAUGCUUUUCUCACCAAAUAUCUUGUGGCUCCCUUAGAAAAGGCUGAGCUGAGCCAAGAGCAGGAGGUGAGUGCCAGAGCAGGGACAGUCCAGGCACACUGUGCCCACAAGGUGUGGGGUGUAAUGGUCUCUGCUAAUUGGCAGGACUCAUUUUUAGAGCUUUGCUUGCUAACGUACGAUAGUCAUCACAACAUUCGCUUCAGCAAAAUGUCAGUUUACAGAUGGAGCGGAAGAGAAGGGGGUUGCAGAGAUAAAACCGUAUACUGAGAAAACAAUAAAAGAAAAAUCAAUCUUUAUGACAGAUGAGUGAGUGAGAUUUACACUGUAAUCAGAAAGCACAAAGAGAUUCACGUAUUGCCGGGAAGGGUAUCCAGGCAGUGUUAUUCUAUAGAUGGAAACACAAUCGUGCCUGCGGGAUCUGUUUGCUUAUUUCUGAGCAAAUCCUCCAACAGCUUUUGUUGAAGUGGAUAACUGAAACACACAGAUCUCAACACUCCAUCGGUAUUGUUGUGCCUCUCCUUUCACCCAGCGCCUGAACUUCUCAAUCCUUUGGCUUUUCUGAUGCCAGAACAUACACUCACAAAAUUGCUGGAGAUAAGACGCUGCCCUGGAGAAACAGGCAGCGCCACCCGAUCCCCGCUCCACUGGAGCAGCAAUUACAAUAACCAUCAAGGCAGAUCUGCUCUAAGGAUGAGCUUCUGGCUACCAAGUGAUUAUAUUAAUUUAUGUUCCAUUUUAUAUAAUGACCUUUAUGUACGGUCAAAAUAAGCAGCCAGCUAGAGCUUAAAGAAAUACUGAUCUGUGAAUUUAAUACCAUGUAAACCUUAAUACAUGUUUCAACCUGAAACAGUUUAGCUCACUUGUCAUUUUUUAUCUGAAAAGCAAGAAUCACAUAGCAAGACCCUAAUUCAUUUACUAUUCUCUUUUUCUGUGUGAAAUCUCUUCUGUCCUGUGGUGGCUAUCCACCCCUUCUCCUCAACAAAAUCAAUGGUGACCAUUUACAAUGGGUAAAUCUAAUUGUCUCUGCGGGAAGGACCUGCAGCACUUCAAAAGCCUGGGCUUGGACAACACAAGUUCACAAGAUCCAUUACAGGGUUGGACAAGCGACUGUGGGAAAUGUGAUCAGAUCUUUCCCCAGGGCAUUGCUUGGUUUUGUUGAUGCCUUUUAUUUUGUAUCAUUUUAAACUGAAGCCAAGCAAGGCAGAACAGUAGCUCCUGUUGGCUUCUGCAUUUCGCUUUGGGGAGGUACAGCAGACUGGGCAGGGCUGUUUGCCUAAUGAUGCAACAAAUGGUGAUUAAAUGAAGAAAUUAGUUCAGCCACAUACUUUAGAACAGUUCCUGAAGACAUCCCUUCAGGAUGUGAGGUUUCCCAGGGAGAUGCAGCUCUCUCCUACAUCACACAGGACCUCAGCACUGAGCAUCUUGCUGGAGCAGGGCCAUGGAAUCUCUGCGUGGUGGCGGUUGUGUUCCCCCAGGUGUGCUCUCCUUCCUGGCUGUAGCAUCCCCUGUGCUGUUGCUUGUGGCUCUUCACUCCACAUGUAACAUUGAACAGCAGCCCAGGUGCUACUGGCCAACACCUGGUCAAAAACAGAGCAGAGCUUAGUAGCUCUGACCUGGGGAAGGAAACUCCUGCUCCUCUGCCUUCAUCUGCUCAUCUUCACAUCUUAGCAGCGACUGCAGCACCUUCUACGCCUAUGAAUUAAAUCCACCUCCCACACCCACCCCUCGCUGCCAACCCUUAAACCAGGGUCAGCAGGAGAAGGUGGCAGUGGAGAACAUGAACCAGCCUGAACUGGGAGCUUUCAGAAGCAGAGUGGGCUCCCCACAAACCAGCAGCCCCUUCGUGUCCUCCCACAAGCUGCCAGGUGCUGGUACCUGCCCAUGCUCCACACCUUGUCUCUCCUUGGUCAGACAGAAAACUGGCUCUAAGGCCCCAAGAACUCUGGCCAGACCACCUUUGCCCACCAUACUACAUUGUUCUUCAUGGCUUUGCUUUGCUGUUGUUGUGCCUCCCAGGCAAAACUCACAGUCAGCUCAGGAUUUGUGGCAAGAUUAACUAGAUCAGAAUUAGCAGCAAGAUCUGCAAAGACCAGCUCAGACUCAGCCAGGAGAAGACCUAACGCAGAAGCCUUUUUUUCCCAACAUCUCUUAAAAGAUCCCAAAGGCAGGUUUCAAGAGCAAACACCAACACGAGAGUGCCCUGGGACAUCCAACUGCAAACCAAGGCGUGCACAAGGGUUAAAGACACAGGCCAGGCUGUGGCACACAUGUGGGUUUGCAUAACACUAUUGCCCAGUCAGUGAUUUAAAGAUAAAUUGAUGAAGAACAGCAGAGAAGGUCAGAGUAAACCAGGGACCCAGCAGGCUGACGGUGAAUCUUCCAGAUCAUUCCCAGUUUGUCAGCAAUACCAUCACCACAGAGCCUUGGGUCUAUUAUAGUGACACAGACUUUACAAAUGAUAACAAAAUAGUGAGUGUAGUGCUCUGGCCAUGCACAGCAUUGCACGUGGGACAAGGGACCAUGACAUCCCAUAUGCCAUCUACGUACUGUGGGGAAUUAAUUCAUCAUUCCUGCAGGUCUGCGCCAUGACAGCAAUAAUUCAGUUGUCCGAUAAAGGCAGAGGCACUAAAAAUUAUGUGAUGUUUUGCCCUGCUGACUCAGUCAAGGAAAGACAGAGGCUGGGAAAGGCAUCAUGCUCUGGGGCUCUGUUCCCUUUGCUCCCCCAUCCCUGGUUAGUGCCUGCAUAAAGGCCAAGGGGCACAAACCAGAGCAGGAAAAAACCUUGAAGGCAUCGGGUUUAUGCUACAAUGCAGCAAGUAACAGACAGCUGAAUAUAAUCCUUAAUUUUCCUCAGAUAGUUUCAAAACAAUGAGUUCAUCAUUUGCAAGCCAAGCCAUUUGUUUAUGCCCUUUUCUCCUUCAUUCUCAGAUGGUGAGCAACUAUGGUUUUAUUUUGCACAAAGUUCUUUUGCUAAUAUUCAUCCAUAAUCAUCAACAAAAUAACUUAAUAUAUGUAGGCGACUAUAAUGACAGCAAAUGCUGUGUAGGAGGCAUAAUAUAUGCUUCAUUGUCAAUGCCUGCAUGCUGAAUUAAAUACCCUAUUCUGGUCAAAUGCUAAUACAUUCUAUGAGCACUUUUCCAUAAACAGAUUUUUAAAAUGCAGUAGAAUAAAAAGGUGAUAUGAAUAAUAUAUUGAAAUAAUCUGAUAGGCGGAAGUUUAAGAACCAGUGUUUUUCUGUAGCAUCUUGCUUGAUAUUGGCACUGAAAUGAUAUGCAUGAAAUAAAUAUUCAGGGUAGUAUCACUGACACCCUAAAUAUGGUGCGCCUGUUGGGACCAAAGUAGCAUCAAACCUCAUUUUUAAACAAUAUGUUCUUUUGUAAAUGGACAGCUGGCUGCCCUUCUGGAGCCAGAGUCAUGUAACACAUCACACUGGGACUUCUGGUGGAAAAAAUAGGUGAAGUACAAAAUAGGUAGUAUUUAACUUUCUGCUAUCCUUAGCAUUUAAAGCAGCUUAGAGCUCAGCAGCACUUCGUCUCAAAAACAGCUUUAAAAUCAGUGGCAGCGUCAACGCCUAACUGCCGCUUGGUGGGGUAAGGCUGUCCUGGUGUUCAGUGUCAGAGCAUGGGACUAAAAAAAACAAAGUGACCACAAUAACAUGGUUCAUAGGGCAGACAAAAACCAUAGCUGCUGUAAAGACUUUGGAUUUGAACCUGCUCUUGGCAGCAGGAGCAGCGAGGGGCUGCUGGCUGCAGCAGAUGUGGAGCAUCCCAUGCUGCUGGUGUCAGCCUGAGUCACACUGCUCUUGCCCAAGCAGGGCAGCAGCCGUGUGGUGGCCUCCACAAAUUAUAUACGAUGGCCAAGGGCUUGGAAAGCACAAAUGACCCUUGUGUCAGGGCCUGGGGGAUAGGGCAGUGGAGCAGGUCAUGUCCCCUCAGCGCCCGGAGAAAAGCACAGCCAGGCACACGCACCGGGGAUGGGCUGCCCUGAUCCUUCUGACUUUCCUUGGGAUGCACCACCCAUCUUCCCAAAACACAAGCUGAUGUUUGAAAAGCAAACAGGAAGAAAAAAGUUAAGGCAGAGCACACAAGAACCACAGGAUGCUGCACAAAGGCAAAGGGACCACUCUGAAUUCACUGGGCUACCGUGUACCAAUGAAGGAUGGACACGCAGACCUGUCAGAGAAUCCUCUGAGACAUAGAAUCACAGAAUCAUUUCAGUUGGAAGAGACCCUCAGGAUCAUCAAGUCCAACCAUAACCUAAAUCUGGCACAAACCCAUGUCCCUAAGAACCUCGUCUAUGUGCCUUUUAAACCCCUCCAGGGAUGGUGACUCCACCACUGCCCUGGGCAGCCUGUUCCAACACCCAACAGCCAUUUCUGGGAAGAAUUUUUUCCACAAGUUGCCUUGGAGCAGUGCCAGUGGAGACUCCAGCCAUGUUUACACCCUUUUGUGUCUGCAGGAGUGAGGUGGCCUCUCACCUGUCACCAGCCCAGGGCCACCACUUGCUUUUUCACGUGCCACAGCCACAUACAGUCUGGGCAGGCUUGAGGGUGGUUUUAACUAGGCUUGAGGGAAGCUUUAGCAGAGCUUAUGGUAGUUCCUCCAGCAUUAUCAUUUUCUCUCCAGCCAGAAGAAUGCUGGGUGUGGGAUCAACAGCCACACGAACCUCACCACAGACCGAUCAGCUGGAUUAUUUAUUCAGUUCUCCAAGAUCAACAGUUGCAAAAUAGAUUGGUCUUCAUUACAGAUUCAGGCUUUGCAAUUAAAAUGCAUAAGGCAAUGAACUGGGAAGAUGCGUGUCCCUACAAGCAGAGGCAGGGGAAGCUCAGCCCCAUGUGCUCAUGGCAGGGCUGAGCGGGCCUGAGCUGAGCUGAGUUUAACAAGCACCACCUUGGCUCUGGUAGCCUGGAGCUACCGACUGCUCCUCUUCCCUGACAGACUUUUGAUUUUUCUCUCCUGUUUUACACUGCAGCGAUAGGGAAGCCCAGGGAUACAAUAUCAUAUUGAGCCCUGAGCAACAACACCGCAGGUACUAGUGCAUCCAGCUCAUGUUUUAAUUAAUCUGCUAAGACAGAGAGGAUUUCACAGAGCAGCAAACAGCAGUACCCUGAACAACGCCUUAGUUCAGCACCAUCUGUUCUUUAUUCCACAAAUAUAUUUUCCUCCAUGAUCCGGAGCAAAAGGCUCAGUACAUUAUCAUAUGAUAAGACAGUUCAAAAGAAUAAAUAAGUCCUGCAACACAAAGCUCAGUAUUAAAAAGCCAACAUGACAAUAAUACCUGAAUGAUAUUAGAGCUAAAAAUAGAUCAAAAAAACAAAAAUACUUCCAGACAAGUAAUGAAAGAAUGUUUUUAAGGUGAUUUAUUAGGAACUACUAAGCAGUCAUGGCUUUGUGCUGAGCUGUGAACAGUGAAAUUGGAAUAAAUAAGAUAAUCUUGCUGCAUUAAUAACUUGCUCUAAAACUACAUGUAUGUAUAAUAUGCUCAGCACGACUUAAAGGAUAGAUUGUGUUGAAAAUCUUUAUCUAUCUAGAAAAAGAAAUUAAUCAAGAUAGAGACCCUGACCCUAUGAACAUGAGGCAGCUCCACCUCUGCAGGGCAGGGGCUGCCUCCCGAUGUGCGGAGGUGAAGCGAAGGUGAUGGUAUCAUAGGGGGUACAACAGCAGUGUCAGGGAAGACAGUUCUGGAGGGCAAAAUUAUAAAUCAGAACUUUCUGCCACAUGAAACAGAGGAUAUUUGCACAACUGAGGGAAUAAAGCUCCAUUUUUCAUCCUUCUCUUCUCAAGUAGACCCCUGCCUGUCACACCACAGUGAGCCAAAUGGUCUGUUAGCAAUCUGGAGCUUCAGCAGCUGGCAGUGGAGUUGCUUUAUGCCAUAGAAGGACUUGGCUCAUUGGUUUGAAAUAAAAUAAUGAAAUAAGUUAAUUAACUAAAUUUAAAUAAAAAAAAACCCUGCUCUGUGCCCAAGAUGAGUUCAGCACAGCCCAGAGCCUCAGCUGGGCAUGGGGACCAAGUGACCAAUGUCACCUGAGGUGGCCCUGGGCUCUCACUCCUCAGCCCAGCGCCAGUAUCAGUGCUCAACUCCGACAGGCUCGUUUGCCAAUUAUCAUCAGUGGCUUUUGUGCAGCAGCUCGCCCAGGCUUUUAAGGCGCGAUUACAAGCGUGUUUUAGCAGACAGGAUGCCUGUUACAUUUUUAUAUGCUGAAAAUAAAUACAUGAAAUAUGACAAAGUAAGACUUUUAUUUGUAACAUACUUUUAGGGAAGCAUAUAAAACAUCCAUUAGAAAUCCUGUUAACAGCGCUGGUCAUUAUGACAAGGGAGAAAACAGCUUUCCUAGGGAUUUGAUCUCUUUUUUUUCUUCUUAAUGAGUUCUACUUUUCCACCAUCACCAUCAGACAAUGUGUCUAUUAACAUUUACUCAGCAGUUAUCAUUUUAUAUUUCUUGAUAACCAUAGCAAUUCAAAUAAUGUUGUUGCUCCGCUCUUUUAUCUUUCCUCUGAUAAAUAUGGAUAACGAUCUGGCACCAAAUCAGCCCCUGCUCUCACUGAUGCUGCAGAAGUUGCCGGGCUGGGUAAUUUGUCUAAUUCAAUCCUCUACCAUACUCAAGAAAAAAAACCUACAUUUAAGCAUCAUCAAAUAGGGUUUUGCAAAAUAGCUGUUUCUCAGUUUUUCUUCAACAACAAAAUGCAUUAUUUUGAGGACCUCGGAUGUGUUUGCACAGUGCAGCCCCCCUGCAAGAACACCACAGCCUACAGCAACUUCAGCCUAGCACGGCUGUUUCUAACAUUUAUAAAGCGUAUGUAUUCUGUAAGGACAAAACUGAAAGACUAAAGUUGUAGUAACAGGAGGCUCAAGUAUAGCCAUUUAAUACUUACAUAUUGUAUUUCAUUUACUCUCUGUGUGCCGUGCUAAACCAGUUACAGUGAAACACCAAAUUUGAACGUGAUGUCAAUCAAACUAUGCUAUUGCAGCUUGAUGUGACUUCUGUAAACCAGGGUCACAUUGAAUUGGAAGGAAAUGAAGCAAGAACCAGCACAGACAUUUCCAAUUAAAACCAGGUAGCAAAUUAUUAAAGAGUCUGCAUAAUUUUCACCCGUGCAAAACAAACAGCAGAUAGGACCAGAUCUGUAAGAGACAGACUACAGCUCAUUUCUAGGGCAAGAGGAAUGAAUUAUGAACACGUAUGGACACAGUACAGCUACUAUAAACCACAUCUAAUAUAUAACAAUACAGCAUAUUUUGUACUACAGCCAGAGAGCAGAGCGUUGUCACAUCUGUUAAACUUACUCACAUAAGGGGUCAAGAUAUGAAGCCACAUUCAAAACCCAGUCUCCCUGUUAGCUUCCAGAAGCUUAAAAAAGCUUGACAGAUAAAGCCCAAUCUUAGCUAUCAAGCACUAACUCUUGAUUACACAGCUCAAAACACAAGAUCAAAGCAAAUGUAUAAGCAAAGUUACUGGGUUGUUAAUGCCUCUCUGUCAAAAAAUUAACACAGCUGAUAGCAGAAUUGACACAGGUUGCGACACUAAAGCCUGUUUUAAGCAUGAGCUUCAUCGCUGCAGUACAUCUAUUGUAAAUAAUUUGCUUACAGUGGCAAGUCCUUAUUUCUAAGCUAAUGAAUGGCUAUCUUAUAGGGGUAACUUUGGUCUCGAAUGUCCCAAGUCCCACACACACGUGGCCUUUGUUUCGGCAAGUUGGACAUAUUUGCCCUUUACAUGGCAUGCGUUUGCUAUUUAAAGAUGGGAUGGUAGUAACCUGACUGCAGAAUGGGAUUGCUGGGGAGCAAACCCCACAUGUAAAGUGAUGCACACAGGGACAGCAGGCAAGUGUCACCUCGCAGGACCCCUCUCACCCUGGGGACAUCACUCAGCAGAAUUACAGCUCUGGAUGGCAAAGCCACUUACAGGCAAAUAAGGUCAAAAACGUAUUAAGCAGCAUGAAGGGAAAGGCUCGUGUCAUUCACUGGCACAGAGCAUAAAGAUUCCGUGUCAACCACUGGCAGUUAAAGCAAACAUUUGUACAACCCUGCACUCGCGGAAAUCUGAUCAGUGCUAGAGAAUUAUUGCUGUUUUGUAAUGGGAUGACUUCCCUACAAAUAAUGAACAAUGAGGGGACAGGCAGAUGCUCCACUGGCUUGUGGACACUUGCUCUGUGUGGCAAAACGAGCGGCAUCACUGUCUCACCCGCUCAGGGGUGUCAGGGCUCUGGAUUCCUGUUUCCACCACCUAAUACCUUGCAGGCAAAAUAGUGUUCUGGGUAUGAAUAGUUUUCAUAUUUGGUAGACCGUAGUGACAGUCCCUGCACACUGACAGAGGGAGAUUUAGCUUUCCUGUUAAUGCAGCAUAGCCUGUGAGAUUCCCAGAUAGGAGAGUCUGAGUAAAUGUGAAUUGAAACACUGUUUAUUAAAAGAAGCCUAAACAAAAAACAAACAAACAAAUAAAUAAAUAAAUAAAUAAAAAGGAAAAGAGGAAAGGAAAAAAAAAGAAAAUAAAAACAUACAGAAAGAAUUCAAUAUAAGGAUAGUUAGAGUCUGACCGCUAUGUUUUUUUUCAGGGGACCACAUUACAUCAUGCUGCCUCUGAAAAAUCUGGGAGAGGGGUCCAUUUUACAUAAAGCUGAUGAAUGAAGCAGAUGUUUUCCCAUGCAUUUUAAUGUCUUCACUGUUAAAAACCCCACUUUUUUUUGCAAAAGACCAACAUUGCUUUUUUUGCAAAUAAGUUACUGAGAUGAAUCCUCAGUGUUAUUUAGCAAGAACAAAACUAUUUUUUUUCAAAAAGAAUGUUCUAAAUGGAAUUUGCCAGAUUUUACAUGUAUAAUGUGAGAACUAAUGACCCACAUUAAAAAAAAAAAAAAGAUGCUCUUAUUAAAAUAAAUAUGAAGUCAAAAAGGUUUAAUGAAAGUACAAACCCUGAGACUAAAAGGAAGGAUGAUCCACUAUUUGGGAGCUUGCAUGUGAAAUAAUGAUGCGUAUGGCAGAGACAUUUUAGGAAGUGUCAUUAUAUUAUCUUGUUAGUACAGCCCUUCAUCUGCAGACCUGCAUAUAAUGUACAUGGUCUCUGGAUUUUCUGUGAGAAAGCAACUUUUGCCUUCAUUGUGUUAAUGCUGGCUUCCCUAUGACAAAUUUGUCACCUUUGAGCUGAGUGUGUGUUCCUUUUCUUCUGGUACCACGGGUUAUUCUGCAGAGCUGCUCCCCAUCCCUGUACAGAUUUACAAUACCCGCCACAUUCUGCUACAGCUCAAGUCACCUCCGUAAUUUAAAUGAAGUAACCCAUGUUGAGAUUAGUAUAACAGAAAGGGAAGGCUGGCCCAGUACAUUUACCUAUGAUUCUCCAUAAUGCAUUUAUGGAGAAUAUUGGACUUUCUUUCUCGUUGCUGCUCUACAGAAAGAGAGGUAGAACUGUUACAUUAAAAUACGUGAAAGAACAAAGAUCAACCUACAAAUGGAGGUGUUUGAUUCUCAUUCAUGGGCAUGGUAAAACAGACAAGUUAAUACUAAGCAACUAUAAAAUGUUUCCAACAGUCUAUCUCACUGAAAGAAACAGUAGCAGUCCAGAGAAAGGAAGCGUGCACUGUAUGUUCAUAUACUCAGACGCAAAACAUGAAUAUAAAAAACUGCAGCUACAAUUAUAUGCAUUUAUAUAUGCAUACAUAUUCCAUACACACACGUUAACUGUAAAAGAAAUCAUUUUUACAUAGUUCCCCAACCUGCAGUUUAAUUUAGAUUAAGUAAAUUUGUUUUGCUUUUAUUAAUGAUAAGACUGAAGAAAAAAAAAAUCACCAAUGACAACCUCCUUUUAAUGAAUUUUGGAACUGUAAACAUUUAGCUGAGAUAUUGGCAAAUGUCAGCAAAGAACGCUGUAUUUUAUUCCAGGACAAAUCAAGUAGCACAUAGAUAAAAGAAAAGCCAACAUCUGCCCCUAUUUGUGCCCGGGCAGCUUUCUCACGAGUAAAUUGUUGCCUAAAUUGCACAGUAAAUCUAAGAAUAAUGCCGAGUGCAACUUGGAAGUUCUUCUGUAUAAUGUGCCACUCACAUAAUUUCAGCACCAGAUUUCACAUUGUGGACAAUAUCCAUCACACCUUUAUCUGUCUUCUCCUGAUGAAAUUUCUGCUUUGAGCCCAACGUACAGUAUCUGUGUCAAAAGAUCAGAUAUUGUAUUUGUUUGUUUUCCAGCUUGCUUAUAGCUGAUAACAGCAUAAGCCGAGCGAAUCCAGGGAAACACAAUUCAUCACCGUGCACCCGUCACCCUUGCACUGCUGCAGAAUUACAUUCCCAUGACUAGCGUGAACCCAACUGCAUCAAAUUCCGCUUAGCCACCACCCACCAGCAGCACAGAAAGCACUUUCUGAGGCUCCUGCGAGGGUUAUUGAGUGCAGCCCAAGCUGGGCUCUGCAUUUCUCAGCUCCCAAGGCCAAGAGCACGUUCCCGACACAUCCACCCACCCCUUAGCCUGGCCAAGGCACUGCCGCUCCAUGGUGGGACAUGCAAACCCAGUCGUGUCCUCUGGCGGAGGGACCAUUAGCCACAGCAAAGAUAAAGCCAUCUGAAUGCCAUGAAUGCACAAAUUACGGGAGAUGAUCGAAUCCCUUUUCUCUACAGUCACGUUGCUUCUGUUAAGGAUUGUAUUUUAUUCCAGAAUCAGGUUGCAGAUUGUACAUUGUGUUACGAUUAGAAAAGGAUACUUAUAUAUAUAUAUUACUCUUUUUUAUUCAUUUCUAAAUGAAUCUCAAGAUGACAGGAUAUGGUGAGGAUUUUAGUUUUUAAGAAGUGGUUUACAGUAACUAAAUUAAACAGAUGCCUUAUUUAUGAGGAUUGAAGGAUUUUUUUGAAGAGAAACAAUCCCCUAUGCAGAGGUACCUGCAGCAAUCCUGGCUGGGGAUGCUCUCCAGCCCAGGUGGGAAGGGUGUUUCUGUGUAAAGCCGGCCUGGCAGCAGGGCGGGAACAACCCGUGCAAAAGAGAAGCUGAUGUCUGAAAGGCGCCUUGAGACACCGGGCUUGGGUCAACAUUUCCCCAACCCCAACCGGGCUCUCCUAAAAUCUCAAGCUUCAGGUCCCACCGGAGCCGUGGGGCCAGGGACCGGCUGGUGCUGCCCGGGAGGGACUCAAGCCAAGGAAGAACAUCACAAGAACGAUGCUACAGUAUGUAAAGUAUCUGUCUCCCUAGCUGGGCAGAUCUUCCUAUUUGCAAUUAAAGAGAAAACCUCUUGAAAACACAGAGAAAUUUUUUCCAAGGCCAGCCAGUAACUUCCAUGUAACCUUACUGCUGUACAAUGGGUAGGGAGAAAAAUUGCUUUUCCAAUAUCUCGUUGGUUAGGUUAACAACAGAACUUCUCACAGGAUUAAAAUAUAGCAACAUUUUAUCUCUCUAUGUUUUUUUAAUUAGUUUAACCUGAAGUUAACAGAGACCCUAAUUCUUUCCAAAUCUCAACAACAGCCUGUAGGGAUGAACAUAUUUAUUUCCUGCAUCUGUUCUCCAAAUUAAAUUGGAAAAUGAUUAUGAAAGAACAGUUCUUGGUAGUCCCCGGGGAAGCUCUUAUGGAAACCCUACAUCACAGCAAUGCUGCUGCCACUGAUCCCUGUACCACAGCAUUUCUGGAGUCUUCACAGAACUUUUCUUUCCCCUGCUUUUAUAUUGUACUAAUUGUAAGGGAAAUACAACAUCACUGCAGGGUUAAAAUCUGGUCCUGCUGAAGUCAAUGGCAAGACUUCCAUUUAUUUCAGUGGAUCAAGGAUUUAAUCUCCGAUGUUUAUGAUGCUGUCAGAAGAGGGAGCAGACUGUGUGUCUGCAAGGCACACGGGGUAGCAAAUCAUCAGCCCUGGUGUUAGAUUGCAAAACCAUUUGCGUUUGCUCUGGCGUUAGGAACGUCGCUAGAGGGUUUUUUAAUUGCAGAUGUGAACACAAAGGAAGAUUCACUGUGCCGCUAAUACAACACUCACUACAAAGUACCAUGUGGAACUAGGAUCGAAUCUGACAAGUCCAAACUCUCAACGAUGUACAGCAGUUUCUGAUGCAUGUAGUAUUUUUAGUAGCAACAGACUAUGACGUUUGAGGGCUGCAGCCUAGUAGGAUAAACCAGUGUUUCUCGCUUCUAUGUCAUAUUUUGUAUGGGUUUAGAGAAGAUGGCCUCUGUUGUGCAUUGUUUGUGAAAUGUUUCUUAUCCCAGAGAGGUGUAUGAUGUAAAAUACGUCAGUGAAAAGUGUAUAUUUUAUGUGAGAGGAAAAUACAUUUUAAUAAAGGUAAAGCUUUGUUAGCUGUAAAAAUGGCAACUGUUCAAGUGUACAGUAACUUCUUACUAAUGUAUGAAAAUCUGUGAUAUUUUUGAUUUGAUUGUAUUUGUAUUGCCCAAAUAAAACAUUUUGGCUGUAUUGUUCCUAA